Pleuronectes platessa (European plaice) is the source of this 1542-nucleotide messenger RNA. Its product is annotated as zinc finger protein 502. Gene Ontology annotation, biological process: regulation of transcription by RNA polymerase II. The transcript has 2 exons. Gene Ontology annotation, molecular function: RNA polymerase II cis-regulatory region sequence-specific DNA binding; DNA-binding transcription factor activity, RNA polymerase II-specific. The record is from RefSeq and is a predicted model, not a curated record. The coding region runs from base 75 to 1211 and encodes 378 amino acids. Gene Ontology annotation, cellular component: transcription regulator complex; PcG protein complex. NCBI's taxonomy places the organism in Eukaryota, Metazoa, Chordata, Actinopteri, Pleuronectiformes, Pleuronectidae.
UUUCCCAUCCCUGGCGGAAGUAAACAAAAAGUCGCAGCUGUGUGCAAAUCCCAGCGGCUCGUCAGCUGUGAUUCAUGUCCCGCGGAUUAAACAUGUCGUCGGUUCUGUGUUUCAGAAAGUUUGUGAGUGAGCGACUGAUCGCUGCCGCUGAGGAAAUAUUAGGAGUCUUUGAACAAACAGUUCAGGUUUACGAGGAGGAGAUCGAGCGUCAGCGGAGACUGCUGGAGACUAAACUACCCGAGAAAGACGUCUCUCAGUCUUCUUCCUGUAAUGAGGAGGUUCUCCUGGGCCAACAGAGGCUCUGUGACUGUAACCAGAAGAGGAACUCCACCCUGAGCCAAGGGGAGUCAGAGUUUAGCGUGGAUGCGGAGGAACUCUGCUCCAGUCGGGACAGAGAGCAGCUUGUACUGAAGCAGGAGACUGACUUGUUAAGACUUGCACAUGAGGGAAGUGAUUACACUGAAGACCAGAUUGUGCUAAUGGACCCUCACCAAAUUCAGAACGCAGCACAAAGACAGUUGCAGACCCACCUCGCAGCUACACAAGUGAAAUCCGAAUCUUACACAGGGGGUUCGGGCGUAUCAGCUCUAAACAGUGACCAUCAGCUUACUCACAACUCACACAUAGCUAAUGACAGAGACCUUGAAGGAGGACACCAGGAGAAUGCGAGUUCUCAUCAGACACCAGAGAACAAACAUUUCAAAUGCAUGCUUUGCUCUGAAGAGUUUAAUGAUUUCUUAAAGUUCAAAUUUCACUCGAGGACCCACACGGGUGAUAAACGUUUUAAAUGUGGCACCUGUGGGAAAGGGUUCAAAUGUCAAUCCAACCACAUCAGUCACAUGAGAACUCACUCAGGCGAGAGGCCGCACAACUGCGUCACUUGCGGGAAAACUUUCACCCGUAGAGCCGACCUGAGGAGGCACAACCGAACUCACACGGGGGAGAAGCCAUACAGCUGUAUCUUCUGUGGUAAUAAGUUUUCUCAUCACUCGUCUCUCACUAAUCACGUCCGGGUGCAUACAGGGGAAAAGCCUUAUAAAUGUAUUUGGUGUGGGAAGAGGUUUGCUAUCAACACCACGUUGAAAAUACACACCCGAGUCCAUACAGGGGAGAAGCCGUACACAUGCAACCUGUGUGGGAGGAAUUUCGCUCAUAACACGGGGCUAAGAUUACACAGAAGGACUCACGCUGGGGAAAAUCAACAGAGCUGAAAUACUUUGUGUGGAGUGGCUCCUAAAAGUCAAAACUUAAACUGGGAUUGAACUUGAACAGCUUAUUUAUCGCCUUUUGUCAUUUUCCUUUUCUACUAAAGCAUAACUUGCAGAUUAAUAAGUAUACUUGUGAGUAAUGGUGCAGAUUUUAUUGUAUCGUUUUACAUUACAUAUGCAUCUUUGCCUUGUUUCCCAGAUGUCAUGUCACCAUGUUCACAAACCUGUUUAGAAUCUCUACUGUGUAAGAGUGAAAAUUAUUUAAAGAUAUAAUGUGUUCAGCAUGAACUAUGGAAAUGUUAAGAUAUAAAAUUAAAGACAGUAUUUCACUUUC